Arabis nemorensis is the source of this 1422-nucleotide messenger RNA. NCBI's taxonomy places the organism in Eukaryota, Viridiplantae, Streptophyta, Magnoliopsida, Brassicales, Brassicaceae. The record is from the annotation of a GenBank genome assembly.
AUGAGCUUCUUUUGGAUCACAGGAUUGUGGGUUAUAGCCUUAGUGGUUGUGAGGAUUAGCCAUUGGUGGUACCGAUGGUCCAACCCCAAGUCUAAUGGCAAGUUACCUCCAGGAUCAAUGGGCUUCCCGAUCAUCGGAGAGACGCUCGAUUACUUUAAGCCUCAUGGAUUCUACGAGAUCUCCCCAUUUCUCAAGAAAAAGAUGUUAAGGUAUGGGCCAUUGUUUCGAACGAACAUUCUUGGAGUUAAAACCGUGGUUUCGACCGAUAUGGAUGUGAACAUGGAGAUUUUACGGCAAGAGAACAAGUCUUUCAAUUUAAGUUAUCCCGAUGGUUUAGUGAAACCAUUGGGAAAAGAUAGCUUGUUCUUCAAGACAGGAAAUAUCCACAAGCACAUCAAACAAAUCAGUAUGCGUCUUUUGGGAUCCGAGAAUUUGAAGCGGAAGAUAAUAAAAGAUAUGGACCGCGUGACACGAGAACAUCUUAGUUUGAAGGCUAACAAAGGAAUAUUCGAGAUUAGGGACUUGAUAACAUCACACUUGACACCAAAACUGAUAAGUAAUCUCGAAAAAGAGACUCAAGGAAAGCUUAUGGAUAACUUCAAGGCCUUUAGUUUUGAUUGGUUUCGAACAUCUUAUAUACUCUCUGCCGGGAAUGGUCUCUACAAUACCCUUUGGGUAUGCAAAGAGGGGAUGCAGUUGAUGAAGGAUAUAUACAUGACGAGGAAAACGUCGAGAGAGAAGUACGAUGACUUCUUAAACACGGCAAUAGAAGAGAUAGAGAAAGAUGGAAGCUUAGUGAACGAUGAUGUGAUUGUUAGUCUCAUCUUCACUCUUUUAUGUAUUACUCAAGAUACCACCUCUAAGGCCACUUGCAUGGCUGUGAAAUUCGUAUCGGAAAACCCAAAAGUUCUCGCAGAGUUGAAGAGAGAACAUGAGGCGAUUCUUGCAAGCAGAAAAGACAAAGAAGGUGGAGUUACUUGGGAAGAAUACAGACACAAGAUGACUUUUACCAACAUGGUCAUCAAUGAGUCCCUUCGAUUGACAAACUUGGCUCCUAUGAUGUUUAGAAAAGCCGUGAAGGAUGUGGAAAUCAAAGGAUACACUAUUCCAGCCGGUUGGAUAGUGAUGGUUAUACCUUCAGUCGUUCAUUUUGAUCCUGAAAUAUAUGAAAACCCUUUUGAAUUUAAUCCAUGGAGAUGGGAGGGGAAAGAGUUGCGGUCUGGGUCUAAAACGUUCAUGGUGUUUGGAGCUGGAAUCAGACAAUGCGCUGGUUCAGAGUUUGCGAGGCUUCAGAUUUCAAUAUUCCUUCAUCAUCUUGUCACCACUUACAGUUUUUCACUGUCCAAAGACUGCGAGGUGAUUCGGGUACCAGGUGCUCUCUUCCCCAAUGGCAUCUCUAUGAACAUCUCCAAAGUGUCCUAA